AUUUUUUUAGAAGAAUAGAGAAUUUGAAGGAGGAAGGUUCUCUCGUUAGAAACAAAAAUUACACAAUUUUUCGUGGAAGCCAUUAAUUAGUGUUAAAUUCCCUUGCUGCAACACAAAACAAAUCAAAAGGCAUCAAGGAUGUUAAAAUAUAAGCAAAUUGUGAUUUUAAGUGCUGUCGUUCUACUAUGCGGACAAGCAAUUUGUGAGGAUGUGUUGCCUGAAAAGAAACACACAACAACGACGCCAAAGCCCGAAACAACCACGGAAGUCGAUCCGACGUCAUCGAGCGAUGUCCCAACCACAACUUCUUCGACGGUAGCUCCAACCACGACGACACCUACGACGACUGAAAAGCCUUCAACGACAACUGCAUCGACGACAACCCCGACGCCGGCUCCUCCAUCGACAACUCCCAAACCGGGCCCCAUGCCAAAGCCCCAAACCGGCUCGUGGUUCUUCACUGACGCCAAAACGAACCAAACUUGUGUCAUCGUUCAAAUGGCCAUCCAGCUGAAAUUCAACUACACCAACACCGAAAACAAAGUCGUAGAAACAACUCACAACAUUCCAGUGAACGGAUCUCGCGUUUUGGAGGGAUCUUGCACAAAUACCACGCAAAUGAUCAAGAUCGAGACGAACGAGAAUUGUACAUUCAGUCUUACUUUCCUCAAGGAAAAGGAGUCUUUUGAGUUGUCAGACAUGAUGUUUGUUCUUGAUGGAACUGCGAUGGGUGCUAAAGAUCCCCAAAUCACCAUUCACUACACAAACAAAACCUUCGUAACGCCAAUUACCCGUUCUUACUACUGCACAAAGGAGCAAACUAUCUUCGCCAAUGACACAGCAGCUGCAACACCCGCCCAAAUUGUCCUGUCUCACGUCCAAUUGGAAGCUUUCCACACAAAAACCGCACACGAAUUUUCCUCCGCCAAGGAUUGCGAUGCCAUGGAAACGCCCGAUAUUGUCCCAAUUGCCGUCGGAAUCUCGUUGGCUGCUUUGGUUGUCGUCGUUUUGAUCGCUUACUUGGUGGCUCGUCAUCGAUCGCAGGCACGCGGUUACAUGAGCAUGUAAAUGUCUCGAAUUCUGUGUGUGCUCGUAUCAAAAAAAAAAAAAAAAAAACAUGAAGAAGGCUGAGAAGUUAAUUUUUUUCAUUUCAUUUUCUUAUUUUUUUGGAUAAGGAACAAAAAAAACAAAAAAAAAUUGAGAAAUUAUAUUUAAAAAAAAAAUUGUAUGAUGAUGAUAACCGAAAAGUCUGAGUCGAUGAGAAAUUUAUCUCUUCGUGAAUUUUUUGCUUGAACGCGUUUCACUUUUUGUAAAAGUUCAAUGAGAUUUUUUUGAUUAAAUUCAAACGUUUAAAUGUCACUUUACUUGUCACAACCUUCAAUUUCCGUAAAAUUCAAUGUAAACAAAGCAAUUUUUAAUAAAAGUAAAUUUUACUACUUCGAAACAGGAAAAAAAUCAAUUAGGCGUAAAAUAAAGCAGAAAAAAACGUGAUUUAUAAAAAAAAUUAAUGAUAGCAUUAAAAUAUCAGAAAAAAAAGAUCUUUGUAAAUUUAUUAAGAUUUACCUGAAAAAU
This is a messenger RNA of Culicoides brevitarsis, 1572 nucleotides long. RefSeq names its product lysosome-associated membrane glycoprotein 1-like. Gene Ontology annotation, cellular component: lysosomal membrane; late endosome membrane; plasma membrane. Bases 139 to 1068 code for a protein of 309 amino acids. NCBI's taxonomy places the organism in Eukaryota, Metazoa, Arthropoda, Insecta, Diptera, Ceratopogonidae. The transcript is spliced from 4 exons. The record is from RefSeq and is a predicted model, not a curated record. Gene Ontology annotation, biological process: establishment of protein localization to organelle.